GAAAUUUAUUCACAGAUCAGUGCACUCGGACAAAUGCGACUACGCAUGCCCCAUAUGUCCGUACCGAGGCAAGCAGCAGGCAUAUCUGACGUUGCACAUGCGAGUGCAUACUGGUGAAAGGCCAUACCUUUGUUCCAUGUGUCCCGCCAAGUUUGUCAACACGAGUAAUUUAAGAAAACACCAACUAAUACAUUUUAAUAAGAAAUACCAGUGUUCAAGAUGCAACAAGCAGUUUAGAAUGGAGAAGUCUCUAGAGGAACAUUACAACGCAGCACAUUUACAUAUGCGAUAUAGGUGCUCGAUAUGCGGCAGAUAUCUAUGGACUAGGAGAAAACUGUUAAGCCACGAGCUAAGAGUACACAAUAGGGAGAAGGGAAAAUUGUUCUCUGAAGCAUAUAAAGUUAUUGUGAAUGAAGAAAAUGAAUGACACAUUAAGCUAAAUGAUCAUAAAGGUGAAUACACACUCGUCCGCGCCGGAAGAAUAGAAUUUUAGAAUUCGUUAUAUGUACGAAACAUCCAACACUUAUCCGCGGCGAAUCAGACGAAUCGCCGGAACAAUGGGGAAGAUACCUUCAUUCCAGACGAAUUCGGCCACGUGAAAAAAUUCGGCGUGGACAAUGCCCACAUUCUCUACCUUUUUUUUUUAAAUUAUUGCUGGCCUUGGAAACAAAGUCCUUCAGCCGAAAACAUAAACGUUUAAUUAUAUUUCUGUAAAUAUGGCCACCACAAAGAGG
Messenger RNA from Hyposmocoma kahamanoa, 734 nucleotides. RefSeq names its product zinc finger protein 586-like. The record is from RefSeq and is a predicted model, not a curated record. Bases 98 to 427 code for a protein of 109 amino acids. NCBI's taxonomy places the organism in Eukaryota, Metazoa, Arthropoda, Insecta, Lepidoptera, Cosmopterigidae. The transcript is spliced from 3 exons.